Molecule: messenger RNA, 1797 nt
Organism: Cladophialophora psammophila CBS 110553
Lineage: Eukaryota; Fungi; Ascomycota; Eurotiomycetes; Chaetothyriales; Herpotrichiellaceae
Exons: 9
Coding region: 1-1797 (598 amino acids)
Molecular function (GO): N,N-dimethylaniline monooxygenase activity; NADP binding; flavin adenine dinucleotide binding
Source: RefSeq, a predicted model, not a curated record
AUGGCACCCUCAAAGGACGGCGAAGGCUUUUCGUCCAACUCAACAGGUGAGGUCUUCAACGAGCUCGGAUGGAUGGUCCAGAAUGCCCGGGGAUACAGGAUCCACGAAGAACCAUAUAACACACCACGCAAGAUAAGAGUCAUCCACAUCGGUGCAGGUGCCUCGGGGAUCACGCUUUCCAAGUUUAUGGAAGACCGAUGUGAGAAUGUCGAGUUGCAGAUAUACGAGAAGAACAAGGAUGUCGGAGGAACGUGGCUCGAGAAUAGAUACCCUGGCUGUGCUUGCGACAUCCCCUCCGCCUCAUAUCAGUUCACCUGGGAAAGGAAUCCCUACUGGUCCCAGUAUUACUCCGAGUCGCCCGAGAUAUGGCAGUAUUUCAAGAACGUCGUCGACAAGCACGGUUUGAUCAAAUAUGUCAAACUCGAGCACACCGUGACGGGAGCGUAUUGGCAACCCGAGCAGGGCGUCUGGGAAGUGCAUGUGCGACGACCUGAUGGGACCGAGUUCGUGGAUACGUGCAAUGUCCUCGUCAAUGGCGGUGGGAUUCUGAACAAUUGGAAGUGGCCAGACAUCAAGGGCCUACAUUCCUUCAAGGGCAUCCUCGUGCACAGCGCCAACUACGAUCCCGAAAUCGAUUUGAACGGCAAGCGUGUUGCGGUGAUCGGAAUCGGGAGCAGCGGCAUCCAGAUUAUUUCGAAGAUUGCGUCGCAGGUGAAGCAACUGUAUGCUUGGGUGAGAUCGCCGACGUGGAUCACGGCUGGGUUUGCCCAGAAGUUUGCUGGGCCGGAUGGAGGAAACUUUCACUAUACUCCCGAACAACAAAAGCGAUUUGCGGAGAAUCCAGACCUGUUCCUGAGAUAUUCGAAGAUGAUCGAGUCCGAACUGAAUGUCAGAUUCAAGUUCAUUCUGAAUGGGACCAAGGAGGCCGAAGGUGCCAGAGAAUUCGCUCGAAAUGAAAUGAUGCAGAAGCUUGGCACGACAAACCCAGAUUUAUUGGAGGCGAUAAUACCCAAGAACUUCGGUGUGGGAUGCAGGAGGCCGACACCUGGAAACGGCUUUCUUGAAGCGCUGAACCAAGACAACGUCCGUGUCUUCAUCUCGCCGAUGAAAGAGAUAAACGCCAAUGGUUUUGUCGAUAGCGAGGGCCAGCAACAUGACGUGGACAUUAUCAUCUGUGCCACAGGGUUCAACACGAGCUGGAUCCCAAGAUUUCCUGUUGAAGCGAACGGGCACAGCAUCGCAAAGAUGUGGGCCAAGGAGGCCACAUCAUACAUUUCUCUUGGAGUUCCCUACAUGCCGAAUUAUUUUAUGAUGGGGGGACCUUACGGUCCACUUGGUCAUGGAUCUUUCCUACCCAUCAUUGAGACACUUGCCAGCAACAUCAUCCAGUGCAUCCAGAAGAUGCAGAAAGAUCGCAUAAAGAGUCUGACACCCAAACCUGAGAUUGCUGAGCAAUUCAGGGAACACGCACAACUAUUUCUGAAAAGAACAGCCUGGACCUCGGGAUGUAGUUCGUGGUUCAAGCAAGGAAGAGUCGACGGACCGCUGCCAAUGUUCCCCGCUUCUCGACUCGUGUAUAUGGACCUCCUGGCGGCUCCCAGAUUCGAGGACUACCAGAUUGAAUAUAUGAACUCAUUGAACAUGUUUGAGUUCCUGGGCAAUGGCUUUGCAACCCGAGAGUUUGAUGGACGCGACUUAUCGUAUUACUUGGGGCUGUUGGAUGGUGAUGAUCACCAAAUCGACCUCGAGGGGGCUCUUCAUGAUGAUCUCGCGGAACUGAAUCUGAUACAAAGCUGA